AUGAGCUGGGCAGGUCUCUGUGCGGCCCAUAAAAGCACUUUGAACAGGGCCGAACGACUGGGGCGCUUCUUGUCAUGGCGGAACUGCAAACCAUGUAAGCCCAGGGUAGACGUGUGA
This is a messenger RNA of Trichoderma gamsii, 117 nucleotides long. RefSeq lists its product as hypothetical. Bases 1 to 117 code for a protein of 38 amino acids. NCBI's taxonomy places the organism in Eukaryota, Fungi, Ascomycota, Sordariomycetes, Hypocreales, Hypocreaceae. The record is from RefSeq and is a predicted model, not a curated record. The transcript has a single exon.